Molecule: messenger RNA, 1080 nt
Organism: Aureococcus anophagefferens
Lineage: Eukaryota; Pelagophyceae; Pelagomonadales; Pelagomonadaceae
Exons: 1
Biological process (GO): heme biosynthetic process
Cellular component (GO): cytosol
Molecular function (GO): uroporphyrinogen decarboxylase activity
Source: RefSeq, a predicted model, not a curated record
AAUGACCUCCUGCUGCGCCUCGCCAGGGGCGAGGCCGUCGAGGAGGCGCCGGUCUGGCUCUUCCGCCAGGCGGGCCGCCACAUGGCGGAGUACAACGCCUACAAGGAAAAGACGGGCAAGCACUUCCUCCAGCUCCUCGACGACCCGCUGGACGUCGCCGAGGUGACGCUCCAGCCCCUGCGGCGCUACGGCGUCGACGCGGCCAUCCUCUUCAGCGACAUCCUCGUCGUGCCCCAGGCGCUGGACGUCCGCGUCGAGAUGCCCGGCGGCAGGGGCAUCGUCGUCCCCGAGCCGCUGACCACGGGCCCCGCGCUCCUCGAGGCGGCGAAGAAGGCGGCCGCGGACCCGGCGGCGCUCGUGGCGAAGCGGCUCAACCACGUGACGCGCGCCGUGUCGGAGAUCCGGUCCGCGCAGCUCGCGGAGGACUUGGAUCGCACGCUCCUCGGCUUCUCCGCUGCGCCGUGGACGCUCCUCUUCUACACCGUGGGCGGCUCGAGCCGGAACCAGCCGCCGGGCAUCGACUUCGCCCGGGCGAACCCGGACGAGACGCACGCCAUGCUCGAGGCCUACACGGACCUCGUGGUCGAGUACAUGUCCGCGCAGGUGGACGCGGGCGCGCACGCGCUCCAGGUCUUCGAGGCCAUGGGCAUGACGCUGGGCCGCCACGACUUCGAGGUGCUGGCCCUACCCCACCUCGAGAGCCUGGCGACGAAGCUCAAGGCGCGGCACCCGGACGUGCCGCUGCUCGUCUUCGCGCGCGGCGUCGAGGACCCCGCGGGCGUCAACGCGAAGUUGCAGAGCUUCGGCUACGACGUCAUCACCCUCGACACGGCGGCGGACCGCGCCGCGUCGCGGUCGUCCCUGGGCGCCGGCCAGGUGCUCCAGGGCAACCUCGACCCGAAGCUCCUCCUCGCGGACGGGUCCUCGGAGGCGAAGCUCCACGACGAGCUCGAGGCCAUGCUCCGCGCGCUGGGCCCGGACAAGCUCAUCGCCAACCUCGGCGAGGGCCUCAUGGGCAAGGAGGACCAGGGCCUCGUCAACGCCUUCGUCGACGACGUCCACGCGACGUCGCGGAAGCUC